AUGGUUUUCGACCGAAAUAAAUAUAAAGGUAAAUAUGACAAACAUCAACAUGUUAAAAAAGGAAAUUACUUCUUUAAUCUUUGCUUCUUUAUUAAUGUUACUGCUCCAAAAUCGAAAGGAGGAGCAAUUUACUUGUUGCAAUCUAAUUUUAGUAUUGAGUCAUCGACAUUUCAAGCUUGUGUAGCUGAUUAUGGUGGAUCAAUAUACUCAGAACAAACCAGACAGGGAAAUAUUACAAAAUCAAUUUUUACUGAUUCCAAAGCAGACUAUUUCGGAUCGAUAUACAUUCAUAGUUUCGAAACUAAAUCACGAACCAUCAUUGAUAAUACGAAUAUUUCAAAAAGCUUAGGUACAAAAUAUAUUAGUGCUAUUAGAGUUGAAGGGAGUAAUACUUCUUUGAUAGAAUGCAUCUUUACGGAAUGCUAUUCUGAAUGCUUUGGAGUAUAUUGGGACUGGAAUUCAUAUCCUAGUAGAACUAAGAUAUCUAAUUGCCUGUUUCAGUAUAAUAAAAGUGAAGGAGAAGGUUCUUGUAUUACGUUUUAUCACUACCAAGCUUUUGCAGAUUUAGUUAAUAAUAUUUUCAUUUCUAAUACAGGAAAGGCCUUUAACUCUAUUUAUAUAUAUAGCAUUGAUGGCAAUGUAACUGUUUCUAACUGCAUAUUUUCUUCAAGCCAAGAAAUUGAAAUUGGAGAAAGAUAUCCCUCUGAUUCGCUUCAUUUAUAUAAUUGCUUAUAUAAUACGACUAAGUAA
This is a messenger RNA of Trichomonas vaginalis G3, 750 nucleotides long. RefSeq names its product pectin lyase-like family. The record is from RefSeq and is a predicted model, not a curated record. NCBI's taxonomy places the organism in Eukaryota, Parabasalia, Trichomonadida, Trichomonadidae. The coding region runs from base 1 to 750 and encodes 249 amino acids. The transcript has a single exon.